This is a messenger RNA of Trichomonas vaginalis G3, 492 nucleotides long. Its product is annotated as RNA polymerase II transcription regulator recruiting protein. The coding region runs from base 1 to 492 and encodes 163 amino acids. Lineage: Eukaryota; Parabasalia; Trichomonadida; Trichomonadidae. The transcript has a single exon. The record is from RefSeq and is a predicted model, not a curated record.
AUGUCUGCAAUCGGGAAGCCACAUCCAAAGGAUAAGUUCACAUUAGCUGAGGAUGAAAAGCUUAGAAUCCUCGUAAAUGCUUUAGGUGAUGGAAAUUGGAAGCAAAUCAGCGAAUACAUGAUUACAAGAACACCAAGACAAUGUAGAGAUAAAUAUAAAAACUAUCUAGAUCCUCGCAUCAACACUGGCCCUUGGAACAAAGAAGAUGACGAAAAACUUCUAAAUUUGGUUAGCGCAAUUGGGAAAAAAUGGUCUCAAAUUGCAAGAAACUUUAUUGGAAGGACAGAUAUAAAUAUAAAAAGCAGAUAUGCCUUAUUAAUGAGACAAGAAGAAAGAAAAAAACAUCAAGAUGUUGAACCAGAAUUUUAUCAUGAUGGAAAACAUUACAUUAUUAGAAAUGGAAACAUUAUUGAAGAUCCUGUUAAGAACCUUGAAGAUGAAUUAUUUGGGAGCUUCGACUUAUCUGAUUCCGCUUUUGAAUUUGAAGUUUGA